AUGGAUGCUGAAGGUUCCUGUUCCUUUCAGUACGUCUGUGUACGGGAUCCGGUCCUGCCACCUCAGCUUCAAUAUCUGUCGAAGACAGCUGAGGUGGAGGCGGUUGAGCCUCCACGACUACUACUUGUACACCGUCCAAGUCUCCGCUACACGCAGUCUCGGCAAGAUGACAGCCUUGUACAUACUGAUUUUGGUGCUGGGGUGGAGACCGUGACCAUUCCGGGCUGUGUUAUGCAGGCGACCGAAGGCCCUACUGGCAUUAGAAAUCCGGCGGGCCGCUCCAUUGUCGAUUUUGGUGUUACAAGAGAGGGUGCUGUCCAGGUAGGUGAAGUUGUCCGCGGCUUGCGGUUAAGCGCCGUUCAAUUUGAUUUGGGGUUCGAAGUAGGAAGUGUCAGGUGACGGCUGGUGCAUAACCACCAUUUUCUCUCUGUUGAUGAUGAGGUCGAAGUUGUCACAGGCGGCUGCAAAGAGGUCCAUGCUCCUUUGCAUGUCCCAUUCUGUGGUUGCCUUGAGAGCGCAAUCGUCGGCGAAGCGAAGUUCGUCGACGGUAGUUGGGGCAUACGCGACUAGAAGUACAUUCGUUUACGAUUGAGGAGUUAGACGUCCGUUCUGUAGACAAUGGCGAUCCCGGGUGUUCGCCACGGUAGGCGUCCAUUAACUUGUCAGACAACAUGAGACUGAAGAGGGUAGGCGCGAGGACGCAGCCCUGCUUCACUACGAUGGCGAGAACCCACUGCGGUUGUCGCAGGGUUGGCAGUUUCCUUUUCGCUUGUGGAGGUGGACGAUUGAAGUCCUGAGGGACCUGUCCUUGGCGCCACACCUCAUGCAUAUCCCACAGUCGCUGUUGCUCAGGGCGGAGACUACGGUUGGAGGCUGCUUUAUUGUCGUCGGUGGGGCCGUUGACGUAAGCUUCGUGCAGACGGUUCUCCUCGGUGAGCAGGUUGCUGAUGGCGGCGUCAUUGCCGUCGAAUCAGUCCUGAUGUUUGCUACGUGCGCGGCUGAGGACAGCCAGGGCGGUCGACUGAACCGUGUCCCUCAGUUGACACCAUCAAUUCUCCACGAAGGCGUUACCGUCGACGGCAGUGGCGGCGACUGGAAGGUUGGCUAGCCUUUGGGCUAGUUCAUUGCUGAAAUGGAGAUGGUGAGCAGGCAAAGACGACAAAGCAAUAUUCAGCUUGCCUGGGGGUCGCUUACCUUGAGGUCUCCUGCAAGGAUGUGGGCAGAUCUGCACCUUGGAGUUGACGAGGCGAUGCUCGGUCUAUCCUUUGGCACCCGGGAUCGUCUUUGUCACCAGUACGUCCCGCUGGUCUAGCUUACGGGCGAGGACAUAGUCCGGUAGGUGCCAGUGCCGCGACCGAGGGUGCAUGCAGGUGGCCUCCUCUCGCGUCGGAAGGCGGAAGUAGGUGUUGGUCAGGAUGAGGUGGUGUUCUGCGCAGGUUCGUAGGAGGAGUGGACCAUUGUCUUUGGAGCCGUCGAGACAGUGGGGAGCUGGCACUUAUCUCCAGGCAGCAUGAUCUAUGCCGAUACGGGCGUUGAGGUUACCAAGGUCAGUCAACUUAUCCGCCUUCGCCAUACUCGUCAGGAGGGCGUGUAGGUCAUCGUAGAACUUUGCCUUCGCCUCGUCUGAGCCAGUCAUCGUAGGCGCUGAUGAUGGUGGCGAAGUUGGAUCCAUGAAGAGACAGGUGCAGGCCCAUAAAUCGGUCGUUGGUGCCCUGCGGCAGACAGGGCAGUCGUCCCUCGAUGUCGCCUCGAAUGGUAAGGCGACGCCCGCGUCUUGUCACUCUGACUUGGGGCGACAGACGGUGUGGCCGGCACCCACCUCCUCCAGUUGGCCUUGUUUGGAGAACCGGGUCUUGCAGCCAAGCUCAGGGAGCCACAUGUGGGAGUUGAGUGCUAGUUCAUGGACGCUAGGCGUACUCAAUACCUGCAAGCAAGGGAGCGACCUACUACGACUUUCACGCGGACCCAGAACUGGACACUCCCACACCCCGAUCUGCAAUAUUCACUGUCGCAGAAGGGUAUGUUGUUGGCACUCCUUCCUUGCAUAUAUCACUGGUCGCCACGCAACUGCUUUUGAAGGCCCUGGACUGAGUUACGAGGCAUAGCUGGAUGAACAGGUCUCGUAAUCUGAUUGGUAGGCGCACUAUUCUGUGAUAGUACAUGUUACGAAUCAAAAACGACGCUGACUAUUGCAGGGAAAUCACUAACGGGCCUCCCAGUCUGACCCAUCUUCGUUGACGGGGCCCCUGCAUUUCAAACGUUUUUUUUGCUAGAACUUCUACUUCUUCAUUUGUCGAGCCGGUUGAUCUCAUUUGAUCUUAAAAUUCCGCCUUUAUCUGUCGUUGCUGUCACAUUUAAGUCUCACGUCUGGUCCUUCACGUUUCUGGCAGCCAACCACUCCUACCGUAUCAAUUUAUCAUUUUCGUUACUUUUAGCUAACGUCCUUUUUCACCUACAGUAGAAUAUUCCUCUGUGUUUAUAUCUGAUGAAAUACCGGCAGUUGAGGAAUUCAUUUGGGUACCUCUGUGGUAGUAACGACACACAAGAUCACCACCAACUCCGUUCUAAUUUUAUCUAUUCUUGAUCAUCCUCCGGCCUGUGCUGUCCACAAUCCCUCAUCAGUAAUAGUCUUUCUAACCGUCAGAUAUUAAUUCCAAGUCCUAUUAUAAUAUUUUAGCGGCGGUGGCGUCCCUAAGCGUUACGUUCUCGACAGCUUUGAUAGUGUGAACCAUUUCACCCCUUUCAUCUGCUCCUGCCAAUCAGCUGCUUGUGAUCAAAUACACUUGGCAGAAUCUGACUGGUUAAGGUGCUCCAAUCGUGUUGUUCCACACUUAUUGACUAGUUGCGCUUCUUACACUGUCUGUGGUAAUAAGUAAACUCUGUGCGAUCUUUAAAAAAAUGGAGGCAAUGACCCUUGCUGGUUCCAUUUUCCCCACCCGUGAAUAAAUGCACUUUUGCCUCAUUAAAUCCCAUUUGAGAAUUUCUCCGUUUUUUAGAUGUAAUAGUGGUUAUCAAAUAGCCGCCUCCGCUAACUACAGUUACACAGUAAGAGGUAUACUUGGAGACACCUAUCUUAAGACGCAAGAGGGAGUCGGAUACUUGACGCCCUUCGGCUUGAUACUCCUUUAUAGAAUGCCUGGGAGCAUACCGCCUUUACUUUUAGAUUUAAACUCAUGGCCAAACUGUUUUUAGCUUUGGCACAUCGUAAAUGGCCGUCAGCGGGCAGAUUCCAUUGGAGUUUUGCGAACUCGAGGAGUCUGUUUCAGCGCCUGUAAGAAUUGAAUGCUGUAUAAAGUUGGUCGGAUGUGGUUUGGUGACCCUACCUGAAGUAAACAAACCCCAGUCACCUCUCAUACGGGACCGGCGGUAAUAGGGGUUUUUAAAGGUUGAGCCGGGGAACACAUAGGCGACAAGGCCAAGUAGUUGUAUGCAGAAUAAAAGCUCUUGAGGGUGCGUGGUUGUACUUCUAGUGGUUGAGAAAUAGUUGCACUAACCCCUAACCCCAACCCCUAAUUAUAAUCGCUUAUCCUUAACCCCAACCGUUAACCCUAACCUUUAGCCCUAGCCAUAGCCCCUAACUAUAACCUCUAACUCUUAAACCCCAACCCCAAAAAUAUUGUGUCCAUCAGGUGGGGCUACCAUACCACAUCUUAAAAUAAAGUUUCCUGAUUGUGAGUCGACGUGAGUGGUCGGUAAAUAAAUUUUACUUACUGUAAUAAAAGUUAUGCUGAUGCAAUUUUUCUAAGACGCUGCUAACCACAAUAAACAAGGUUAAUAAAAUGGAAUGCCAAGAUCGGAAAGCAUACGUUUCCGAUUAUUCAUAAUCAGGCUUGUACAGUAAUCUGAGGGAGGGUAGAGUAGCAAAACGUUUAACAACCAACACGCAUCAGGGAUAGGGUUGAGGGCUCCCAUAAAGCGUUUAUACAGGCCAUAAGGUCCUACUGGCCAAAGGUGAGCCCAGAAUGUACACACCUACUGCCAAGCCGCGUUACAGCGACGAAACAGACAGCUGAUUGAUUGCCAGAUACCUUUCCCUUCCCCUCCCCAAGGCCCCGAUCGAACUAGACUAUAACCCAUGACCUUUGAAUGCCCUCAACCCUCUCCCCACUCCUACUGUUUAUUGGCUGGUUAAACUUUUGCUACUCUGCCAUCCAUUAUGUGAUUGUGCAGACCUGAUGAUAAUCGGAAGCGUACGUUUGCCGAAGUUGGCUUUUUAAAUGUUUGUAUGGGUAUCGUCGCCAAAAGUGGGAUACAUUGUUUAAUUCGUCACGAGUUUUAGUACUGCUUUUUUACGCUGACCUACCCUCUUUGCCAGUAACGCUUGCUGCCUUUUUAUUUUUCUCUCAAUCUGCACUUUUUAUUAGUUUGUGCACAAUCAUCCCCGAAACGGCCGCGUGGUGGAGUUUAAAUGCCUUAUCUACCAUCGACCAAUCGCAUUUUAGGGCGUCUACCUCAGUCGAAAGCCUCCAAGCGUUGCGUGCGGAGUCCUGUUCUCGCAGUUGUUGCUUUUUUGAAUUGUAACAGUCAAUUGAACCCUGCACCCCUGUCCGUCCAAUUUCGCUGUAGGCAUGCCCGCUGUGCAUGUAUAUUCGUUUCGUUGCCACGGUAACCACUCCUGUCUUUUGUCCCAAUCCUCAUAUGGGUGCCCACAGUUAGCGUAAGUUCAGACUUUCUCUAGGUAUUAGGGGAUUCCUUGUAGGACAAUUCAAAACAUACGCGUCCAAUAUGAGUUGUUGUAGAUGUGGGGCCUUUGUCCUCUUCUGGUCGAGGACGUGGCAAAAGUGCAAACUGUCAUGACCCUAAAUUGCGCGUAUGUUUCGUAAUCACAACAUACUACAACCGACCUAGUACUCCAUCGAUCACCAUGAUACUUGUGUCUUCGUCGGUUUUCCUUUCACAAACCCGUUAACCACGGUGACUAUCCAUUACCUGAACCGAACAAACUGGAAAAUGCAACUGCGGGGGAAAGCAAGAAAGUCCGCUUUUGGAAGAACAAAUACUUUGGCUGAGAGGCGUUAGGAAAUAGCCAGGCUUCCAAUAUGGGUCGAUUAGCACUGUGGAUUAGAGAAUUUUUCGAGUAAAAGCCAGCCCAAAUCGAUGGCGGUCUCAUUGAAUGUCUUCACUCCGUAAUAAACUUUCCUCUAUCCUGAACCAGCCAACGUGCGUUGUGCAGCACCGCGAGUCAGGGCUCUCACAAUUCAAGUUUUAGUCGGACUUUCAGCGGUCGAGAAACGCCAAAAUCACUUUUUCGUCACCCAUUUUUACCUUGCAUAGUUUUCCGGAGGAGUGCUUAAGCAUUUUUCCUUUUUUUCUUGAUGGUUUACCUCCGAAAUUGACAGAAUGCCCUCUCUGUGCGAAAGUUAAUUAGGAUUGGAGUUAGUUUCAUUACCUUGCUUUGCAUCAUUAGUAACUUUUAGGAAUUUCUUAUGGCAUACCCUUUUGUGAGUUUUUGACUGCGUGUCCAACCAACAAAUGCGCAUGUUAAAACGCUAAUUGUUGUCAAAGACAAAAAUGAUUCGAAAUAUCUGCCGUUUUCGAUAGAUUACUGCGCUCCACUUUGUUUGUAGCUAGUAUGAGAGGUAUUUACGCCUUCUAACAUUUCGACUUAAUACGAUAAUACUGUUGCACACUGUUUUGAUCGAAGUUAGUAGACUUGCUUCUAGCUGUGUGCUAAUGACCUGUGCCGUCCGUGUAUGUUUCAUUUAUUCUCAUCCGGUAAAGUGGUGCAGAAGUAUCAAUUAAGAUGAUCGCUCACAAACAGGGCAUCGGAGGUUUGUCGAAAUGUGAACUGUCACCACACAUCCUAACUUUUCUGCACUGCCCGUCCAUAUUUUAUCGGAAUCCCUAAUUUGCUCCUGGUUACCGUUUCUGAGUUUAUUCGCCGUCUACUUGGUGGUAUUCAUCCCACUUGCAGCAGGUUAUCCAACUAUGUUUGGGUCAAUGGGAUUCUCGAAGGCAGACCCUGCGAAGCCUGGUUAGAACUGCAAGUUGCCACUGUCGUACUCAUAGAGAAUGUUCAGUUGGUGGAAAAUUUCGAGAACACAGCUGUCGCCUGUUAGUCAGCCAAGAUAAUUAAAAUUGCUGUAAAAUAAGUCGGUCUUCUUUCAUCCAAGGUUGGGUAUUUCAUGGUAGUUAGAACCGUCGGAUUCUGUCUCGCCGUAAGAAGCUCCCACUUGUCAACUUGGUAUGCUUAAUUGGGUCCAAGACAGCAUUUUUUAAAGUUUUGUUGAUCUUUAACGGUCGUCCCGUUUCAAGUAAGCCUUCACCUUUUGACUGGUCGCUUGAUUCCUAUCCAUUUAUUUUGAGUCAGAGAAAAGAGGCUGUAAUGACUGGUGGAUUUACCUGCUGAAAUCAAACUUAUAUUUGAUAGACUACACGUCGAGCCCUCGCGUUUUACUUAACUUACGAUUUGUUUCUUCCGGUUUCUCAAAAACCAGCUGCUUCUCAUUCUUCCAACAAGGCUCUUUAUGUCGGACAAUCACAACAUCCCCCAUUUCUUGCAUAAUUCUAACUGCCCAUAUAUUUAUUUGUGACAGAGUGAUGACUUGGUAGACAUUUAUGAACAUUGUCACCGGAUAAUUGACAGGCAUGAAUAACGUCGAUUUUCCUAACGCGUUGGUUUAUGUGCAUCUUCGUCGUUCUGUUGCAGUCUUGGGAGACAUAAAACCUGCUCUAAGUUUAGUGGACGUCCGUCAUUUCCGCUCAUAUGGAUCAAUCCGUUUACUCUCAGCCAAUUGUAAUAUCGAGGCCAGCAUGUCUCUGCACACCUUUCCUCUAUCUGUUUUUCUAGAGCCUUCUUCGGCCAACAAAACGUCAAAAACUCUUGGAAAAGCGUCAGCGACACAAGGAACUCUUUGACAAACUCUAUGACGCCGCCCAACGCGGAACAGCUACUGGCGACGAGAAGCCAACGGCAUUCUACGAUAAAAUCAUGGACAAGCUAGAAAGUCAGAGAAAUUUGAACAAGGAGGUCCUCGGUAGUCUCCCACCGAAUGUACGUGAGGAGAUCGAAGGUGCUGCGCCGGGUGCUUAUGUGCGACUCGAAAUUUCAGGUAAAAGGACGUGAGUAGUGUACACCUUUCUAUUUUCUUAAACUUACGGUUCUUUAGUCCACGUCCAAGAACCCCCUGUUUUGACAAACAAGAGAGAACUUACGUGCCAAAUUUUACCUCUCGUCACAUUCCUCUCUAAUGACUGCAGUCUGCCUUCAGCGUUGCAUUAACUGUGCGUUGUCAGUUUUCGUGAUUCUGAAUUCAUCCGUCGUGUGGUCCAUACUUCAACAUGGCCUUUUAGAUGUUCAGUCUAUGCAAGCGGUGUUUGACUGUGCUAAUGUGAUACAUAGGAUCGUGCCAGCUAAAUGCCGGCCCGACCUGAUUGAUAAAUAACUUUGUUUGUGACAAACGAAGGUUGUUGCCACGACAGUUGUGGCGGCAAAGUACCGACAACGAUUAUUACGCUUUAUAUGUUUGACUAGCGACGAAAGACGCCGAAUACACUAUGCUACUGCAAAAAUGUCCUCGUGCUGAAUCUAAAGAUGUCAUUGUAGGUUAUUUAGAUUUGGCGUUCAAGGAUCUGGCAUGAGCGUGGAGACGCCGUCCGGUCUUGGACCCUAACAAUUGUCCGCUCAACAACGAUCAAAUAAUGAUCGAGAAGCAUUACUGACAAGGGAUAGGCUAGAAUGGCCACUUCUGACUUGCUUGACAUCCGCCUCCUAUGGUAGGCGUGAGUGUCGGACACGAGAAUGCGGAGCCCUCCGUAAUACAGGGACCUGGUACUAACUUCUAAGGGGGUACCUUUUCCCGCGUUCUUACUUUUGCUCUAACCAUCCUAACUCAAGCAGUAGCCCUCGUAACCCUAAGCCUAAGCCAAACUCUCGUGACCCUGACACUAGCACUAGUCCUUCCUGGAGUUCUGGGCAAGGUUACCUGUAAUACUGGGCGAAGGGUCCACGUUCUCGUGCCCAACCGACGUGAAGUUUGAUUCCGGUGCAGAUUCGGUGAACAUAAGCCGAAAGCAUACGUUGCAGUUGCCCUUUUUGUUAUAGAGAAUCCUGGCAAACAAUAGGUGCUCGUCGGACCCUUACUCGUCAUGUACACAGCCAAAAGUAACUGUAUGUAUAUUGAAAUGAUCCCGUCUAAAAUCAUACACCUAGUUGCUGGACUUUUCGACUCAUUGGCCGAGGGCUGGUUCUGAGUUUCAGAUCGCAGCUUGUCCUUACAAUGUGGCAGCUUGCUUUGUUUAAUUUCCGUGGAAAUUAAUGCGGGAACUUAUAGUAAAUUCUUUGUAACAGGCCUUCUCAUGCACGGUCCAAAAGUGUCUCGGCUUUUAGCAAGUAUCUGUGUUUUUAGUGUGGUAAAUAAUUACACAAAUAUGGCAAAUGUCUGCGCUUUGGAUGCGUGGCAGCUUUGCAGCCAAGCAGCAAAGCACCAGUUAGGCACAGGGAAAUUUUAUAGAGGGCUAAUUAGGAAAGCCAGGCUCUGAGGAUGUCUCGUUCUGUGCUGAAGGUGUUUUUGCACGAAGUGGAAACGUUGUCGUUCCGGGUGCUCUUCAUUCUACCUGAAUUGUUGCCGGGGGCCUAGCUUCAUCUGAUUUCUUCAUUUUUUCCUGCUUUCAUGAUUAGCGGCGGAAUCCUACCACCAUAAGUACAACUUUCGCACACACCAGCGUGUUUUUGCAAGUCCAAAAUGAGUGCAGUAGUUAAAAUAUUUCAGCAGAAGAACUGGACACAGUUCUUUAUUCUGGCAACUAGGCUAAGUCAGAAAACGGACGGCAUCAGGCGUGAUCUAACCGCCCGCCUUCGAAUUCCAUGCCGGCUGUACAAAUAACUGUUUUUCUCCUUUUUCAAACUAGCAAAGCAAGUUUGUUUUUUAACCUGAAUCAGAGAUAAGGGAAUAUAGUUUUCGCACAGCUGAGAUUCAUGUCCUAUAUAGUUCAAUAGCCAAAGCAGCUGGCGCAAAAUAUGAUCAGAGGUUCGAUCCCGUUCUGUCGGAAAUGUCCCAAGUAGUAGACUUAAUGCGUACUUCUUUCGCACAUUGUCCCCGCUGAGGGCUGUCCCGCUAUGCACCACAGUGGAGGUUCUGAGUAUCCAGCAGUUAGGAUAACACAUAGGCUUGUUGUUGUGUUUAGUUGAAGACCGAUUAAAAGCACUUAGCCGAACAAGUAUUUUUAGAAGUCUAACCUUUCGCACCGUUUUUACCUCCUUAGCGGGGGUAGACAUCGUCAGAACUUGGCAAACCUAAGGUCCUGACCCGACAAGUAAGAUUUCAGAAUCAUACAGGGUGUCUGGCGACGGUGGUCCUACUGCAAUUUGUGACCUUCAUUGGAACCGGGUCGAACCUCUACUUUACUUUCAGACCAUAACCAUGACAGACUCCUUCGUCUAACCGUUCUGUGGUUCAAACAACCCACAAUAUCUUGGCAUUGAAAACUGAAUACAAAACUUGGAUCUGUCUUGGGUAUAUCUGAGUGCUUUGGUUUCGUGAUCAUCUAUAGCGAACGGUAAUGGGAGGCUAUUUAUGAGAGUUCUCCAGAAUCGUUGCUCUCUCUUAAACUUCUACAAGGGGUACGGAUUUUCCUCUGAACACAUCUCCCCGACAAAAGGAUUAAUCACGGUUCCUUCUGGAAGAGUGCGGGAAGUUUACAGUUAGUCCCGGGUAAGGGUGAUCACUGGCUGCAACUCUAAAAAUGUUGCCGUCUUAAUUCCUAUAGUUAGCAAAAACUCAUCGUCUGCCUAGUAAAUAAGUUAUUUCUAAACUGUCAACUGAGAGUUCGACCGUCGCUGACGAUGCCCACCGUGUGCUCCACAACAAGUUGAAGCAGGUGCGAUGACUUGCGCGUGAAUGUGGCCUUGCGCAGCAUCUACCACACUCACUCCUCCCCCACAUGGACCCGGUGUCAGGACAGUGGCAAGGAGACCGGAAGCGGGGGAGGGCGCAGGUGGAUGGUACAGUCGAACACGCACCUAGGCGUUCCACCACACCCCUUGAUCCACAACACAUUGGACCAGGGUUUUAACCAACAACGACAAAAGAAUGGAGGCUGGCACGGCUGAAGCCACGCCUAGGCGCGCCGUCACACCUGGCUCGGAUCCAACGGAGUGGGAGUGCAAUAAAGGCCACAUUAAAAAGGAGUCACUGCAGCCUGAUUCUUAGACCACCAGCUGGCCAAUCCACACAAACAUACAGCACUGGGCCGAUUGGGAGGUCCAAUUUAUCCUGUCGGUUGGCAACCUUCCAAGCCACGGCUUUUAGCACAUCGUGAUACCUUCAAGCACGUCAGUCUGUUUGUAGUGAGGAAAAUGCGCUGAGUCGGCGACCUUCCUCUCCCUUCCAAUCCCCGGUCUCCAGCUACUGUCCCAGCCGGUCAGUUGGCCGGUACAGGGAACGGUCGCGGUGGCUGACAUAUCUAGCGACCUUGUCUGUGCUUGCCACAUGCACGACCUGGCCCCCAAACACAAGCACCAGGAUUUCACACAACGAGGGUUGAGCGGCGCACAUCUCGCAUGCGUUAGAGUGCCGUAGGUCGCUUUUAGGAGCUGUUUCAGCCUAUCCCUCAGCCCACCAGUCCGCCACUCCACACAAAGACACACGACUGGACGGACUGCGUGGACUGAGUUGCGGCGUAACAUGGCUACCUUCCAAGCCACAGCGUUUGAGGCGCCGUGAUAAUCUUAGAACUCGGAUCACACAUGCAGCAGAGGGGCCGCAUGGAGACGGAUUCGCGACGCACAUUUCCCACUUGCGCAGGUGGCAAUCGGAUGUUUUUGGUGGAUGAUGAUGGAUGAUGCAGGUGAUGGUGGGGGAAGAUGGAAUUGUGUGGCGUAGCUGGCAGUUGUUUACCGCGGGUUUUCGUGAAUGCGCAUGUGACCGAAUAGGCCCGUUCGGCGAGUGGGUGUUCCAGGCACUGGUUUGCCAGUGUCUGUGUGAUGGAUUCGCAAGCCACCGACCAUGACGAUGUGUGAGGUGAAUGUAGGGGGACAAUGUAGGUAGGAAAAGUCGGCUGUGUCACUGUCGGUUUCAGAGGUCGUGACAGUUGUAGUGCUGCUAAUGGUGGACACGUUGUGUAACGAGAUGUGCGUUGGGUUAAGCAUGGUGGGUGCGCAGUAUAUGCUGAUAGUGGUGGGCGACUGGUGUGGGUUGAGCUAGGCGUGGCGGACGUGCGAGAGGUGCUAGGUGUAUCGAGACUGCGGUCAAUUCCUCUCUCGUGGAUACGCAUGUGACCGAAUAGACCUAUGCGGUGAGUGAAUGUGCGGGGCAGUGUGGACAGUUGAGGCGAAUACGGCGAGUGUAGGUUGGUACUCCAGGCACCGGUUUGCCAGUCUGUGCGAUGGAUUUGAAAGUGACCGACCAGGCGGAUGUGUGAGGUGAAGGUGCGGUUGCAGUGAGGACAGGUAUGGAUCGAGUCCACAUCGCUGACUUUGACAGUACGAAGGUUGAUGUUUGUUGGUGUGUAAGGUUUGUGUGCAGUGAUGGUGGAUACAGGGGCCUCCGUAGAGGAUGUUGAAACAGUGGAAAAGGAGGAGGAAGAAGAGGUGUUGGUGAAGGAUGGUAGUGGGGGUUCGCGAGUGCGGUUAGCGUUAGUUGUGGGCUUGGGGCUUGAGGCAGAAGUAUAUGGGGAGACAGCAGCUGGUGUAGUUCAAGUGCUGCAGUUUGUACGAAGACGUCCUAGAAGGCCGAUUAGUACCCGAAAAGUCCGCUGGCAGCCUGAGCAGGUCGCGGGUAGUUGAGCGUUGGCGUUGCGGGGUGAGCGCAUCUGAGAUUAGCAUGCCUCGUGUUUGGCUUUGGCGGCGGUGACCACCACCGCCACUACCCGUUUCAUUUUCACAACCGCAUCUGCUGAACCGAGACGGAGAACUAUUUCGAGUGAAUUCUCGAAAGCGUUUUUUUCCUGGUUUUUCACCUUUCAGGUGUGCCCUGCCAAUUUGCUGAAAAUUUCGAUGUCCGUCAGCCCCUGGUCAUUGGUAGCGUGGCGAAGGGUGAGGAGGCAAUGAGUUUCAUUCACGCUCGCUUCCAAAACCAUCGGUGGCUGAAGCGUGUUCUCAAGUCGAAUGAUCCUAUCACCGUCUCCCUUGGUUGGCGUCGUUACCAAACUGUGGCAGUCUUCUCAAAGUAAGUAAUUAAUGUUGAAGUACGCGUGACGUUCUCUGUAUUUACACGCAGCCACCCAAAACGUCCCUGACUAUCAUGUUUUGCUCUGGCCGAUCUUCCAUAGGAUUCCGUGCUUAGCCGCAUCCAUUUGCUCGCUCUGAUGUGUCUGUGUGGAACCUAAGUUUGGCAUUCACGGAUUGUUGACUCGUAUCACAAUAACUUAUGUACGCCAAUAGGGAGUUCUAAGAUGCACACCUAAAUUUCCCUUGAAUAGACCGAACUGAACUAAUCGAAUAGUCUUAUAGAGUAAAAGUGACGUUUUGGUCAUCGACUCUACCGAAAGUAUAGUUUUGAGAUACAAAGUAUGCCCACUUCCUCGUGAACAUUGGGAAUACAUCAAAACUCGUUGAGCAAGCCAUUACGCCGAAGAUGUUUCCGCUUGAAUUGCGCAGCGUCAAAUUGUUUUGAUUAGUGGUCCUUACUAAUUCAAAUAUUUUUUAAAGCCGGCCAUGUGAACCGGUCAAUCCAUCUACACAGAGCACGUUUACUGCGAGACGUUUAAACCAUCGUGUGCUUUCUCUCUCUCAAUCUCUGCCGUCCGGGCCGUCGCAGCUGCCUCCGCCCUCCAAGAGGUCUCACAUUUUUGAAAGUGAAAACUCAACGCACUGCUCAACCAUGCACUAAAGCAAACCAUUUGACUUUAUACAAUAGCAGAUCGGUUAUUUACAUGGAAAUUGGCGUCUGUCCGUGUGUUCUUACAUCGCUUGUAUUAUUUGUAAUCGUCCCUAACUCACUACGUUCUCGUGUGGACAUUUUGCCUCUAUUUCUUACGUGCACUACUGGUCUAUGGGCAUUGGUUUAGCUAACCGUGAGAGAUAUGGCCCCCCGUGUUAAGUUGGUGGCUGUCAGUAAUGGAAACGAUUGCACGAAUAUAAUCUUUGUAAUCGGCUACACCACCCUUAAAGGGGUAACAGGACUUGUUGAGUCUGUAUUUGGGGCCUGCAUCAAAGCCCGAAGAGGGAAUGUGAGGUCUCUUUCGUAAGCCAGGCUCCGUAAGUAUACAUAAAACAAACCUCCACCGCUUUCUCUAAAACUCUUAUUCGUCUUUCGGUCAGAGUCCCGUCUGUCAGACCUUAGGAUAGCUGUCGUGCUAUCUAGACAGCCGUUUUUUGCUUGCAGAGCUCCUUGUUUUGUUAGGCACGUUUAAUUGACCGCUAAAAGAGCUUCUUGCGAGGCGUGCUGGGAAAGUCACCCACACACUUCUGCUGGCCUGCCUCAGUGUGACCUCAGCCAGCGUUUAUGCAGGCAUGUUUUGUGCGCACGCAGCAAUGGGCUUCGCCGAAUGGACGUAAGUUAACCAAUGCCGACAAGCAAAAAUGGCAAGAGUUGUUAUGAUAAAAUGCACUUGUUUUUGAAUGAUUGCCCUUGAGAGAAAAUCCAGCUGGUCACGUCUUCCAGCAACCUAAAAAGAGUGCUUAAUGCCGAAAAGCCCACGCAGAGUGAUCAAUCACGCUUAGAGUCACGGUGUUAGAUGAACUUGAGUUGGGACUGAAAACAAAUUAAUAAGGAAGUUAAGUAUUUCGAAGUCCACGUCACUUUUAGUCACAACUGGACCACAUUAUUGAACGUAGGCCAGAGUGAUAAUGCCAAACAGCUGACUCUCAUAGCGUCCAAGAGACAUUUUUCCAAAUAUUUGGUAAAAUAAUUCCGCUUGACCACAUUCAUUUUUGCGUUUAUUUCUCAUUUUUCAAAACGCCCGAGUAACCCGUUUGUCUGCAACCUGCCAGAACCUGUGCAAAAUGGCAGAAAAGAAAUGGCUGUGCUAUGACAUUUUUAGGAUAGUUUAGAAUAUCACUCUUUGCACAUAGACGAUUAAUCAACUAGUGGUGUGGUUCCCUGCAUCUUUGAUCAUGGAUACCUUCGGGUAGGGCGUCCGGCUGCAACAGUUCACUAGCUACCCAUUUGGCACACUAUCAGCAUUAUUUCCGUUCUGUGACUUUCAGCCCUUCACGCAUAAAAUUUGCUUUUUCGUAGGAGUUGAUUUCGUCUAUUUUGCAGGAUUCCCUUAGCGAUGUCAUUGUGUCGUGUAUAGUUUCCUAUACUAUCUCCAGUCCUCAUGUUUUGACAGUGCCCACCAAAGUGCUCAAUAAAGCAAUCUUUAUUAUUACUGUCCCUCUACCUCGACACUUUUUUGUCUCAUGUCCAGGGAGGAGCAUAACCUUCGGAAUCGUUUCCUCAAGUACUCAUUGGAGCAUGAGCACUGUCACAUCACAUUCCGCGGACCCGUGGUGCCAGCAAAGACGGGCUUGGUUGCGUUUGUGAAUUCUGCAUGGCGAGACCAGGUUCGUUGACAGUCGUUUGUGUGAGACCACGGCGGUUUUUGCAGAUAUUGUCCAGUGACAGAAGUGAGUGGUGUAAAUUACUUUGGCGAAAUAUCAACUAUAAGGCAGUUUUCAGAAGUAUGCGUACUGUAGGCCACUUUUUGUGUAAUGGGGAGUCAGCACAUGUGUGACCUAUAUGAACAAUGGCGGAUUAUGCCAGGUCACCUGCUGGCGUGUCCAAACCCGUCUCCAGCCCCCUUGACCUUUUUUUGUGAGUGAGGUUGAUGCUGUGAACUCACAUUCAGGUCACCACUGCUCCCCUUGUCAUUGAUUGUCAUAGUCGUUUGUGACUGCCGAGCUGUUAGUUGCCGUGAAAUCAAUAGACGUUUGAUGUCAGCGUCCACAAAAAGGCCGAAUCUAGCUUAUCCGUCGGUCUCUAGUGCACCACAUCACCAAAUGUUGAUACUAAUUGUUUACGAGUGUCUAUCAGAAAUUUAAAUCUCCACUGCUUGUAGCACGCUUUGCUUGGUUAAGGUAAUUCAGCACACAAGGUCGAAACCUUGAACUCUUAAUACGGUUAGGGGGGGGGUGUCGUGCUUCUAAAUUUUUCUUCCACUGCCGAGUUUUUGUUGAUAUUUCCAAUAAGAAAGAUGAAAGAUUGGCAAUAUAGGGGCUGCAUGGGUUGGCGGACAGUCAGAAGCUUCGGUACCGGCAGUUGUCUUCAUGGCUGAUUGUUGGGCCUAUAAGACGGCACUUUUUGCGGCGAAUCAUCGCAUACGACGAAAAAUAGGUGUUAUACGAUAGCCGAGAACGGUCUCUCCAGGAGUUGGAUACCGAUUAAAAACUAUAGCUAUCACUGAACGAAAAUAAGAUCUUACUGACUCGACAGCUCCCAGCAAGUAACGUUCAUGUGCCAACAUUUUCUGCAACUGAGUAAAACGACUGUGACUCAGUCAUGUCGCCAGCAAAUUAGAAUAAUGCAUUCGAAAUGGCUGUCAAACAACCAGUAUUAGUGAGCAGAGACUGGUCGGUCCUUCUGUGCUACAUCAUUCAACCUCUUACGCACGGCCGACCACGGAGAAAUCAGUGUACUUAAACCGGAAAUUUUGCGGCUUUUGCGUUUUCACAAUUGUAUUACCGUCGGUUUCUUCACUUGGUUUUGUUUGCACAAUAAAACAUUCCGAGCGGCAGCGGUUAUGACUGCUCUAUUUGGACAAUUUACUAGUUUCGAAUCUGCAUCCGCUCCCAUUUGGAGGGUGAUAUUCAGGCUAAUGGCGUUUAUUUUGAUUCUAAUGGAAUUGGUUUGUUGAACAUAAGAAUUAUUUCGCGCCGAAACCUAAAAAGGGUGUUGCACGUAAUUCCUGUACCCGUGCUUACAGCACUAUUUAGCCGCCUCUGUUUCUUUGAUUACUUCCUCUAACCUUCCGACAUAAAACCAUCGCCUACGUCCUCUUCGGACCUCCUGUGGGUAUGUCUGCGCAUUCAGUCCAGUUGAUGUCUCAUUAACUGCGUUUUCGCCUUUCGUGUGGUGUCCAUUUUUUUCAAAUCGUUCUACCGCCGUCUUACUACUGCAAAGAAAAAUUGGUGGAGUUUGUUCCGUCCUUAUUGUUACCCUGUCUUUACCUGAGCAUUGUAACCGACUCAGAAAAAGUUUGCUAGAGGAUUUAGACCUCCUCUCAUGUUUGCAGAUUGCCCCUUCCUUAUUUUGCCCUGUUUUUUUUUCUCUCCGGAAGUUCGGUGAUAAGAUGUCGUUGGCUUCUUGGGCCUCUCUCCAUAAGGUUCUUCCGUGGUACAACCACCUAGACGUAAACGGUCACUAUUUCUCGCAUUGUUUGUCGAAGUUGUUGCGGAGACAAAAGUAUCGAGUUCGCUAAUCCUGCACAAUUCGCCUUGUAUUUGAGCCCACCGUCGUAAUACUUGCUUUAGACUGUUCCUGCUGAAGGUUCUCUUGCACGCGUCUUCCAUAGCUUUGCCUGUCUGUGUUUUGCUAUCCCGUUAAUUAAGGUGGUUCAUUAGCCCGCCUUAUAUCCAAUAUUCUCCCUUGCCACCAGCAAAACAGACGCUGAUGACUCAGUAACAUAAUUUUGAGGUUCAAGCCUAUUGGGCUGAUUUUCUUUUCCAGUUUUUCCUCACCUAAGGGGAGGGUAGUACUGCUGGCAGUCAAUGAGCCGGAGGUAGUCACUAGCAUCCCAGUGUUUGUCGGUUAACCUCCCCACCUCCUCAGUAUUGUGAACCUUGUUGCAUGCGUCAUUCUUCUAUCCUUUUGCUGUUGCCACCUUACCCGAUUUUCCGAUCGUUUUUCGCGUUUCCAUAUACCCCAUUGCAAUUUUUGUUCAAUUAGUUUCAACGCUUUUUGUGUUCCAUACAGAUCGAUAGCAAACCGGGUACCCCAUCUUUCAGAAUAGCCGGCACGGGAACCGUCACCGACUGCAACGAGUCCUUCCAAAUUAUGAAGAAGCUCAAAUUAGUCGGUCAUCCAUUCAAAAUUUUCUCGAAAACCGCAUUUAUUCGUGGCAUGUUCAACAGCGAACUUGAAGUCAGCAAAAUGGUCGGUUCUAAGGUGCAGACCGUCUCAAAAAUUCGAGGUAUGGCAGAAUUAAUAUGGAAUAAAUGGAUGGUCUUCUGACCACAAUUAACCCCUCCCUUUGUUAUUUCUCGUCAACUACGCUUGCUUCUCUUUUAAUGGGGAGUUUUGUAAGCGUCGAAUGCAUGCUUGUUUCGUUUGAGCAGCAGUUUCACCCAGCGACGCCUGUACUGUACGGGAGAGCAUCAUUCAGAUGGAUACGACAGUCCAACCGUAGUGCCCGACGAUGUCCACCGUGUACUCCACAACAAGGUGAAGCAGGCACGGUGACUUUGGCUUAAGUUGGUUUGUAGGGAGAGCAGACUUGCGUAGCAUCUACCGCACUCUCCUCCCCACCCGGACCCGGUAUCGAGACAGAGUCAAGAAGACCGGAGGAUGGGAGAUCGCCGGUGGAUGGCACGGCCGAGGCCGCACCUUGGCGCUCCACUCUACACCCAUGAUCUACACAACAAAUGACCAGGAUUUUAACCAAGAACAAGAGCGCAUCAAUGGGUCAGAAAGGCGAGGAUGACUGGGCGGCCAUGUUCACGACCUGUAUACUCAGUGGGAACGCAAGCGCAUCUAUCGACAGGGAACCGGGGGUCGGAAAUACCAGCAUAUACCAUUCUGCUAGGGCCAUGGUUUGCUGACCAAGGCAUAGCAGACGCUUUCAGACCUUUAACUCAUAUGAAUAUAAUGUGUUUACCACAGUCACAUUUGCCUCGUUUCGAACUCUGUCCGCCAGAUUUUCCUUAUGAUAUGCUGCUUCUACUUUCAAUUAUCAUUCAAGCAGUGGAACAGCCGCUGUUACUGUGCACUGGAAUCGCGAUGUGACCUAGAAUUUUCUACCCAUUUUCGAUCUGACACAGCACACCACUCUUCACUUCUUCCCGCCAUGCUUACGAGAUAUUGAAAGAAAGGUCACGCCAGUUUUUUGCUCAAUCUGUAGUUACAAAUUUCCGAAGCCCGUGAGUCUCCGUGCGUUGAAUUUUUGUGAAUCUGACGAAGGGAAAUCAAAAGCAUGUUCUCCACAUGUUUUUGAUCAGAAAACACCUCGCACCCACGUAGGUGCGCGAACCAAACAAUUGAAGAAUUCAACCCACGGCUCUGCUUAAAAAUUCUCAGUGUACUGCCCGAUUUUUUGCAGCUCCCGCAUAAUAAGCAGCUAUAAUUAAAAUCACGAUGACUACUCGGAAUUUCACACAAAACUACAGUUGAUCCCCUUGAUUGUGUUCCUUUUAAUAAUUUUCCUUACUGGAACAACAGUUUUUUCUCAACACUGAAACUUUGACUAGGUUACGUACAAUCUGAUUAUACCUAUGCCCCACGACUACUAAGUGCCUCUGUGGUGUCGCGGUCCACUGACACUAAUUGACCAAAAACACGUACAUCACAGUCUCUUGCAGAUAAAGGAAGGGCUCAUGGAACGAUCGCAUGCCACAAAUGCACAGCCCAGCCUUUAGCUACCUGACCAAAGCUCUUUAUCCGAUCGAACAAACCACAUUGCGCCCAUUAGCUUUUGCAGUGCAAGCACGAACGGUCCACAGCUCCCCUCGGAUAGUGGCAUGGGGGACUCGUUGUACGCAAAUGCGCUUUUUCCGGCCCGUCAGCGGUCUUGGCCGUUGACCGCUGCCCUUAAGUAGCACUCCUCAAAAUGUACAGGGCCCGCGAUUUGAAAUCAGUCUGCAAAGCGCUUCUGAUAAAUGAAUGGGCGCGUGCUAUUCUGCAUACAUUUUUCUUUGAAAUUUUGAAACCAAGACAAGUUCACCUUUUCCUCUAGGAAGACAUUGGUAAGGAAUCUGCUUCUUCUCACGUUCUUAUAAAAAUCGAAUUAUCUUAACAUUUGGUUCAGAAUUUCGAAACUUGGGCAUCCCUUUUUCUCAAUCUUUGGGUGAAAUAGGUUCUGUUUAUUACUACUGUCAAAUGUCAUGCAUCAUUUUAGCUCAGAAUUUCAUGACUGCCUCCGUCUAAAGUCAUCGUUGAUGUGCCCAGAAGGAUUACUGGGCACGGAGGACUUCAGCCCGUCGAAAAUUAAUAUCUUGUCCAACGCGUGCCUCGUCAUAAAUCAUAUGCUUUUGAUUGGAUUAGGACUGGUCUUAUCCUGAGAGAUGAGUAAGGCCUUGAAACGUCCUCCUCUUUUGGUGACGUUUUUAUCAAGUAAUACGCGCAGGCCUAUGGACGUUGUCUCCAUAACAUCCACAGUCUUGGUUUUUCAGGGCGUUUCAACCUGGUGUUCAGAGCAUCUACAUGCCAUGUGCGUACGAUAUUCCUAUUUAAGUCAAUGCUCAAGUUAAAUCUGCUAGGAAUCUCUAUGCUUCAGGUAUGAGGCAAGAUAUUUGACCACAUUCUUAUCUGAGGCGCACUGACCGACCAUCCUUGAGUGCACCUUGCUCCCUACUUAGUAAACGUUUCUUUUACUACUGCCAGGCUGAUACUGCGUUAUAAAUCGCGCUCGUAGUUUCCAACUCUUUGUUUACCACGGGCGGCGAAGCUUUGCUCUUCGUUGAAAAGCCUAGUUUGUUGUAACAGUAUGAAAACUUCUGGCAUUUAUGCAGCGACCUCAUUGGUCGUGUCUGCUAAUGCAUUUACAAAUAAGUUUUCGCGUCGUGAAAUUGCAAAGCAACCGAGAUCUAACAUGAUGUCUUACGAAUUUCACUUUUAUCCAGGCCUUGUGAAGAGUGCUCUUACAAACAGCUCCAGUUUUAUGCCUGGGGACUUCCGCGCCACCUUUGAAGCUCCCAUUCGCAUGGCAGAUAUUGUCUUUCUCCGCAGUUUUGUGCCCAUCGAGAUUCCCUCCUUCUACAAUCCCGUCCUCAACUUACUCAUGCCUCAGGCUGGCACUGCCACAAACAAUGGAGAGAAGCAGUGGCGUAUGCUGCGGACCCAUGGCGAAUUGCGCCAGGCAGCCGGAGCAAAACCAGAGGUUCGCGAAGAUUCGCAGUACAAGGUAGGCCUGCUGGCUCCUCUCCUGACGGAAUGUUUCCUUUCUAGUCACAGAAGGAAAUUAAUUACACCGGAGAACGAAGUCUUUUGGUGGAUCUCUUUGCGACUGAUUUAAAUAUUCAAGUUUGACCAGUCGGGUCCUUUGUCGACUAAUCAGAACUUUGGGUUCUUCAGUGGUCAUCCCAGAAAAGUACCAGUCUAAUUAGUGUAGCGCAAAACCCCAAGGGAAUCUUCCUGCUGGAGGAAGGCGUAUUGGUGCUUGAGAACAGAAGAUCCAUGCAGAGCAUACACUUUUCAGAUCGCAACGUAGUUUUUUUGGCCAGACCGCGUAUGAGCGAAAUUAUGCAUGCAAUGUCUGCCUCCGUUUUGAAGUGCUUAAAAGGGAUCGCAUAGGUUAGUUAGCUUUUCUGUUUAUUUCCGCUGAAAACAGACUGUACGGCUUGCCGUUGCUUGUAUACAUACUCUAGUUGUUUGCCAGCUAAACGUGUUUUCAUCCUUUGCAUCGCGAAAUUCAUGGCGGCGCGUAUGCCUGAAAAGUUGUCCUUUCGACAGCGCUCAUGACGCGGUCCUCUGGACAUCGAAGAAUUUCAGUAAAACUGGUUUACGCUGUCUUUUGUAGUCAUGCCUAAAUAAUUAUUUAUUUUCGUCCAUUAUAAUUGGUCCGGGGGCUGCAAACUCUGCUGAUUCGGUGCAUACAACUUCUGUCAUGCAAAUCCUGUCAGCUGAAUAGUUGCAAAUCAUCAUAUUUGUUAGUGUUGGUAUUUUUCCCUCAGCCUACGAAUACGUCUUAGCCCACUUCUUCGACUUCCUGUCACGAACUCCUAUUACGGUAUCCGUUGAAAAUGUGGGAAUUUUACUUGUUUCCGCCAACAUUCAUUCCGGCGCUUCUCGUGAUCAUAUUGUACUUAAUUACUUAAGUUUUUCACAUCCAAGAUAGAGUUCCACUAUCUGUUCCGAUCAUUCUGUCCUACUGGGUUUUACAAAAGCCUGAUCCAAUUCUUAACAGGAUAUGCUAGCUAAACCUGAGCAGAAAGUUAAAUCCCGCGACACUUUCCCCGUCGACUUCAGGAUUCUAUAGCUAGCGUUGCCUCUACUCUUCUUAAACUUUCAAAUAUCCUCAGAUUCUAUCUCAACAUUUCUAAGUUCAAUUUUUGGCGCCUGUUGUCCUCCUUCUUGAGCUUGUAUGACGUUAAGAAGAACGCCUCUGAAUAUUCGGCAUUUGUGGUAGCUCGAAGGGAGUUGACAUCCCAAUAAAAAUUGAACUUCCCAGACUGAACGGCGUGUUUGUUUAUCGGCUAUUUUCGUCUUCCAUAUUUUUUAUUUCUUGUGCUUCCGCCGGAAAAUUACGCCGCCACACGCUGAUGACAAUUAAGAUUCGUCAAUUCAAAAUUAGUUCUUUGAUACCAAUGGGUUCAGUUUCCAUUCAUCGACUUUUCACCACCACCGAGUGUCUUCUCUUCUGUGUCUUUUAUUCAAAAUUUGCUUUGCCGGACGCUGUCUCACCACGUCUCAGGUCCUGUUCUGCUCAGACUGCACCCCUGUUAGCUCACCUUAUUAUCUUUCAUGAAAUCAAGAAUACCUGUUAUUGCACAAUUAACUCUACUGGCAGCUCAAGGCCCAGACAUGUGUUCCGGAGCAACGCACUUUUAAACAAAAGUUAAAAAGCUUAACUUUGAAAGAUGUACUCUCAAUUAAUGUAUUUGUUUCUGAGAUUGAAAAACUGAGGCGCCCGACGCUUGACCUCUUGUCAGAAGCGAACCCAAUCCCUAGAAAUAAUCGCUGUUCCAGAUUGAUGUUUGCUCGCUGUGCUUGAUUAUUUCUAUUUCUUAAGCUCAUUGAAUGAGUCCUAUAUGCUAUCACACCAUUCUCCUCCACUUCCUCGCUCCCUUAGACACUGUUGUUCUCUGGGUCGUCUCGUUAUUAGGUGUUCGAGUGAGGGGUUGUUAUGUGUAUGCAUGUGUAUUUCUUGUUUACCCGCCUGCCUUCAACGCCAUUCCACGUUAUCUUCUCUUGAAAACAUCUGAGUGCGGCUCUCCUGACCGGAUUAUGUUUUGGGUUGGUGGUAUUCUUUCUUCCGAUACUCAGUCUGUCCAGUUGACAAUCGAAAAUCUGUCUUUUUCAAAUACCUGUCGAGUGCUUUAAGAUUCCAUAUUAUCCUCUCAAUUCUUAUCGCUUCCCGAGGAUGAUAUAAGAUGAUAUAUUUGUUGACUAUCCUGUCAGCAAAUGAUUAAUCUUUAACUUCCUAAGGAAGACCGUGGUAGCGUCUCAGCGUUGUCGUCGGAAAGCGGUCUUCUGCUUCAUAGUCACAAGUCAGUUCAGUCUUUUUCCACUGCGGCCACCACUCAUUCCUCAAUUCCUUGCCAUUCCAUCCUGACGAGGUCUUUCCUAUCCGGUGCCUGGAUGUUAUCCUGUCUCUUCAUCUCCCAUUCUCCCAUCAUGUCAAAUCUCUCCUUAAUGAAGUUCAUACACUUGUUAACUUAACUACGUUCGCACAUGCUCCUCAACCCGUGAUCAGAUAACAUAUAGAUGUCUGGGUUUUCCGUCUUAUCCCUCACGGUUCUGUCGUCUCCCCUGCUUUACUGAAGAAUAUGCGCAUUUUAGACCGUGUCAUGUGGAUUCUCUCUUCUGUUGCCGCCGUUUUGCUUCUUUGUAGAUACCUUAAGUACGGGAACAUUUUUCCGUAGUUCAGCAAUUUGAUAAUCUGACUAUUCAUGAUAUUUCGCGCUCUGUACUACUUGCUGCGGAGCUGUUCCAGCCAACUCGCCAUGACUACCAUCACAUACAGUAGAUGUGCUAACUCGUGAAAUGUCAACCAAAAUUUCCAAAUGCGUUCUCGUUUCGAAAAGAUAAAUUUAUUAGUGCUGAAAAACUAAUCAUGAUGCAGCAUAAAUCUAUAAUGAUCCAGUUACCUCAGGGUGUCUGCUUUCGAAAGAACUUCUUUUCGGCUGCAUGCAAGACUUAUACUCUGCAAAAAUGACUACUUAAGUAGUAUGCAAUUUUCUCAUUGAUUUUCGAUGCCCUUGAAAAUUCAAUUAUAUUUCAUGGAAAACAUGCAUAAAAAUAUUCAUUCUUCUACUUAUUCGGUAGAAAAUCACGUCUUCUUCCAAUUUCAUACUCAAAAGAAGAGUAUAAUUCGGUUCUAAAAAGUUUCUAAUUGUGAGAUUUUUUAAUACUGUUAAAUGGCUGUUCAUGAAACACCAUGUAUCUGCAUUUACGAAUGUGGCUUGUAAAGUUAACAAUAUUGCUCAAAUCCACUGCUUAUUUUUAUGAACCUCUUAACACCGUAGAGAAAUGCAUGGUUUUCCGUACACGGAAAAUAUACAGCUUUAUUUUUGAAACCCUGUAUGCAAGUGUAACAGCAGGUCGGGUUCAAAAUUAUUCGGGAAUUAGAAAAGUUUUUUAAAACCGAAUUGUACUCUUCUUUUGAGUAUGAAAUUGGAAGAAGACGUGAUUUUCUACCGAAUAAGUAAAAGAAUGAAUAUUUUUAUGCAUGUUUUCCAUGAAAUAUAAUUGAAUUUUCAAGGGCAUCGAAAAUCAAUGAGAAAAUUGCAUACUACUUAAGUAGUCAUUUUUGCAGAGUAUAAGUCUUGCAUGCAGUCGAAAAGAAGUUCUUUCGAAAGCCGACAUCCUGAGGUAACUGGAUCAUUAUAGAUUUAUGCCGCAUCAUGAUUAGUUUUACAACACUACUUAAUUUAUCUUUUCGAAACGAGAACGCAUUUCGAAAUUUUGGUUGACAUUUCAUGAGUUGGAACAUCUACUGUAUCUUGUCAUACAUGGACGCAUCAACGAUCAGUUCCACCAUCUCUGGUAGAUUUCUGACAUGUCGUGAAACUUAAAUCCGGGAACAGAUUGGGCUUUUUCCUACAGUAGUCGUACGAUAACCUUCUCUCUCUCACCCUCUCUAUGCUGCACCGUUUGUUAAAUUAGGCGUAAGAUUUCAAAAAUCAGGUUUGCGGGCAACAACCUAUGUUGGAUAGAGGAAGCGUCGACCUGUUAGUGAACUUUGCUGAUGAAAGUGCGGCCCAACUUUCCGUCGCCAAACGCCUUCAUGGGCAUUCAGCUUGUUUUAUGAUCGACUAUUGAGAUGUGGGGUCUAUUUGUCAGUAAAUAUGAGCUGCGGUCUGACGCCCACCGAGGAAUCUUUGUAUACUGAGCUCAAUGCAGCGUUAAUUUGUUGCCAUUUACUAUCUUCAAUAUUGAAGCAAUGUUUUCCCAGAAUUAAUUUGAAUAGGGCAAAGGCGACAAAGCAUGCAGUAUUUACUGACGUCAUAAAUUUCGAAACCUCUCAUUCAGCUGCGUACGGACUUAGAAAGAUAAAACUUGAUAGGUAACCUGAAACAUGGGUCUAGAAUGCGGGUGCAUAUGACGAGGGGGGGAGGGGGAAAGAGGUCAUCCAAGUAUGCGAGUUAGGACUACAGUGAGAACUUGUGCGGCGUGAUUUAGAGUGCACCGCGCGGGCAGCGUUCAGUCAUGCCGAGGAGGGCGGGGGGGGCGAAGCGAAAUGAGAGCGCGUAUACGGGAACAGGGUUUCGUCCAUAAUCGAUCUCUACCAUGGUAGUGCUAGGUUUAUCACGUGGUCCAGCUGCUUACAGAGUUCUGGUUUCCUCCGUAUUGCAGCGGCUUCUGCAAAGCUCAAGAGACGCCUGGUCGGCGUCCGAAACAGGACCUUGAAUGCAACCAUUGGGUCCACCGUAUGGCCCGUGUCCACAAGGUGCUUUUUGAUUGAGCUCCUGCGUACCUUAUUUUCCGCCUUAAGCAGCCACUUCGGCAUGUGUUCAGCUGACCGAGCUGCCAACCGCCCAAUGUACUUGCAUCCGCAACUACAUGUAAACUCAUAAAUACAGUUUGAUGUGGCGUGCAUAGGCACAAGUUCUUUAGCUGGUCUAACUGGGAUGGCCGUUUUGGUGCUUAUGAACAACAAUUUAGAGGCGGUAUACGUCCUUUCGAUCGUGCACCGUAGUCGUCGCUUGAUCACGUCGUUUGCCACGUUAUCACCCUUGAAGGGGAGGUAGAUGGUCACUGACUUUUUAGGUACGGAUAUUUCUUCAGGAGUUUCUUGUCUGGGAUGGCGAUAUUUAUCGAUGAAUUUUUCCGGAUACCCGUUUGCAAGAAAAACGUUCCUGAGGAGCAGAUUCUGGUGGCUCUGUUGAACAGGCAUAGAACUAAGUUCCGUUUUCUCUUAAUCGGAACGAACCUGAAGAAGUGCAUAUAUUGUCCUUUCCAGGUGGGUUUUCGAUAGAUGGAUCUCUGAAUAGAGCCAUCUGCCUGCCUACGUACAAGAAUAUCCAGGAAAGGCGGUGUGUCAUUCGUCUCAUGCUCGAUCGUAAAUUUGAUCUUUACGUGUGCUUUGUUCAGAGCCUUGAGUAGUAGUUCUCCGUCGCCCGAGUUUUUGACUAUGGCGAAGAUUUCCUCCGCAUAUCGCCUAUAGAAUGAGGCUCGUUGCAAGUUCCGGGCUAGGCAUGAAAAUGUCCCCUAGAACUGGCCCCAAUGGACUGCCCAUAGCUACACCGCUGGUCUGUCGAUACAGUCGCCCGUUGAACAAGAACUGUACAUUCUUUGUACAUAUCUGUAGUAGUUCCCGCAGUUGCUCUGGUGGUAGGUGUGUUUCACCCGCAUGCUAAGUGCAGCGCUAAUUUGUUGACGUUUACUAUCUUAAGUAUCUCAUUUUUGACCCGAGGCAAUCCCCUACUUGCCCGAAAAGUUUAACUUGCCAUCUCUAUCACGGUGGUCUCUUGAUACGCAGUGAGUCAGCGCUGAACCUUUACCUGUCAGUGUUACUGGCUUUGUAUUUGCUUAGUUUUUAUGCAACUUAGCAUUCCUAGAAUUCCUCAAUUCUAGUGAAUUUAAGUAUGCGUCAACAAUGUGUGUUAUUUCAACCGUUGAGACGCUUCACCUGCUUCUCUAUGAUCUCCUUUACACAGCCCAUCAUUCGACAGCCCUUCGUGGCUGACCCACUCACUGUGCCCACUAAGCUGGUAGCGGCCUUGCCCUUCGCGGACCAACCCAAACCUACGAAACGGCAACUGCGAACCAUCCGAUUCAGCCAUGACCAAGUGCGCAAAGCCCGUCUUGCAGGGGUACCCAAGCCAGUGGAUCUGGAGGCUGUGAAUGGCGCCGUCGAGGUGCCUGACCCAGUGGGUCAGGCGAGAAAACGCGCUGAAUUGCUGCAGCGCCUGCGUGCCUUGCAUUCUGUCUUUCUGGAGCGAAAGCAUGACAAGAUGGCGUCGAGGGUCAGCAGCUUUAGGGCCAAGCGCGCCGCUGAGGAAGCCCAGCUUGAGGCUCGUCGCAAGCGAACUCGUAAGCAAUUCUUCGCUCGACAUCAUGGCCACAGUGCGAAGGCGUCCUAG
Spirometra erinaceieuropaei is the source of this 26260-nucleotide messenger RNA. Lineage: Eukaryota; Metazoa; Platyhelminthes; Cestoda; Diphyllobothriidea; Diphyllobothriidae. The record is from the annotation of a GenBank genome assembly.